AUGAUAUCCUCGGGAAUACCCAACACUUUCCUGGAAAAUGUCCACGGCAACGGCUUCGCAAGCACUCUCAGUGUCAGGCUUGUGCGAACCAACGAGAUCGCCAUGAUGGCGAAGACAGCCGGAUUCGACGGCUUGCUCAUCGAAAUGGAGCAUUCGACUUUCGACGUAGAUCUGACCUCGCAACUCUGCCUUGCUGCACUUUACGCCAACAUCGCCCCGAUCGUUCGUGUGCCCUCAAACACGACGGCUUUCAUCUCUCGCGUUCUGGAUGGCGGAGCACUGGGAGUCAUCAUCCCUCACAUAAGAUCUGUCGCGGAGGCGAAGAAAGCAGUCGACGCAGCUAAAUUCUACCCUCUCGGUACACGAUCAGCUACCAGUGGAACGCCACAGUUCCAACAUCGCAGCGUUCCCAACGCGAACCACGCCAGCAAUACAGGCACCGUCGUUAUUCCCAUGAUCGAGACGUUGGAAGCGCUGGAGCUGGUCGACGAGAUUGCCGCCCUGGAGGGCGUUGACUCACUUUUGAUCGGCACCAAUGAUCUGUGCCUUGAGACGGGGUUGCCACAUGAUUUCGACCACCCCAGGGUCACCGAGACAUACGAGCGAACAAUUGCGGCGUGUAAGAAGCAUGGCAAGUUCGUCGGCAUUGGAGGGCUGAACUCGAGAUUAGACCUCAUCAAGAAAUUCCGCGAGAUGGGGGCAUCUUGGGCCAUGGCGGGUGCAGACAAUGCUUUUUUGAUGGCCGCUGCAACCAGUCGUGCGAAGGAGAUGAAUGGCUUGAAGUUUACGUGA
Messenger RNA from Zasmidium cellare ATCC 36951, 792 nucleotides. RefSeq lists its product as uncharacterized. The transcript has a single exon. The record is from RefSeq and is a predicted model, not a curated record. NCBI's taxonomy places the organism in Eukaryota, Fungi, Ascomycota, Dothideomycetes, Mycosphaerellales, Mycosphaerellaceae. Gene Ontology annotation, cellular component: cytoplasm. Gene Ontology annotation, molecular function: aldehyde-lyase activity. Bases 1 to 792 code for a protein of 263 amino acids.